Messenger RNA from Rotaria sp. Silwood1, 1602 nucleotides. Lineage: Eukaryota; Metazoa; Rotifera; Eurotatoria; Philodinida; Philodinidae. The record is from the annotation of a GenBank genome assembly.
AUGUUUGCAAAGAUUGAUGUUAUUGUUGUAUGUUCAUCAUCGGAAUAUUUGUUUAAGGCGAUUUGUGAAGCUGGUGGAGACUCUGUGAAAGCUUCUUUCGAUGCAGAGUCGAAAAAAAAACCAGAAGCGCCUGUCAUUGCUGUUAAAGCUGAUGGACAACUUGCUUCAAAAAUGGUUUACUUUCUUCCAUGGAAAAUGCCUCCUGACGCAUCUCUUCUUCGUAAAUCUAUUGAAAAAUUUGUCUCAGAUGCAAUGGACAAAGCAGUCACAGAAACAUAUCAAAGUAUCGCAUUUCCAGCUAUUGGCUGCGGUAAGUUUGGAUGUUCAAUUAGUCUUGUUGCUCAAGCGAUGAUCGAAGAAGCUCAUCAGAAAUUACAGAAACAUGCUAUUUCGGUUUCGUUUGUCAUACAGUCAGAAAGAACGGAUAUUUAUGAUGAAUUUCAAAAGCAAAUUAAUUUAUUACAACAACAGCCAACACAGCCAACUGAACCAGUGAAAACAAUAUCUGCAACUGUUAAUAAAGGAACUAUUGAAGUUGAGAAGGAUGAUAUAACAAAACAAAAAGUAGAUGUUAUUAUUGGAAGCUCAUCAUCGGAAAUCUUAAAACAAGCAAUUAUAAAGGUAGCUGGCGAUGAAGUUCAGAAGGCAUACAAUGCCGAAUACAAAAAUAAUCCAAAUGCUAUAGUAAUUUCAACACCACCAGGCACCUUACCUUGCAAACGAAUUUUUUUUGUUAAAUGGCAACCUGAUAUGGAUGAGACGAUACUUCAACAGUCACUGGUCGAUCUAAUUUGGACUGUCAUACAAAAUGUAAUAUCAUAUAAAUUUACCUCACUUGCAUUUCCAGCUAUUGGAUGUGGAAAGCAUGGCUGUUCUGUAGGUGUUGUAGUCAAAACAAUGGUUAAAGAGAUGAAAGCUCAAUUGACUAUGAGAAAUUUACCUUUGGUAGUGAAAUUCGUGAUACAUCCAGACCAACAAAAUAUUUAUGAUGAAUUUUGUAAACAACUAUUAACAACUGAAGAUGAUAUUAGGAAAUCAGUUAAUUAUGAGCUGCCUCCAACAUGGGAGAAAUCCAAGGAAAAUAAAAUGCGUUUUGAGUUAUCAACUACAUCAAAUGAAUAUAAAUCCAUCUUAACUAAUUUCGAUCAAGCUAUGGCAGGAAAAUAUACACAAAUAUUACGAAUAGAACGAAUUCAAAAUGAACGAUGGUAUAUACAGUAUUUAGCACAUAGUCGAAAUUUUCAAAAUCGUCUCAACACAGAUACUGAAAAAUGUCUAUAUCAUGGCUGUCCUGAACAGGCAGCCAGUUCAAUUAUGGAAGAUUGCUUCAAUAGAAGUUUUGCAGGAGUCAAUGGAACAGCAUAUGGUGUGGGUGUUUAUUUUUCAUCAAAUGCGUCUUAUAGUCAUGGAUAUACCAAGCCAAAUGCAAAUGGAGAAAGAAAUAUGUUCUUAGCACGAGUUCUAGUUGGAAAUACAAGUCAAGGUAAUAGUUCAAUGAAAACUAGACCUGUUGGAUUUGAUUCAACUACAGAUGGAAAGCAUAUUUUUGUCACUUAUCAUGAUGCUCAAGCCUACGCCGAAUAUCUAAUUACUUAUAAAUAA